AUGGAGGACCAGAGGGAGGCUCUGCGGAAGAUCAUCACCACGCUGGCUGUGAAGAAUGAAGAGAUUCAAAGCUUCAUCUACUCCCUCAAGCAAAUGCUGCUGAACGUGGAGGCCAACUCCACCAAGGUGCAGGAAGACCUGGAGGCGGAGUUCCAGUCCCUCUUUUCCCUCCUGGAGGAGCUGAAGGAGGGCAUGUUGAUGAAGAUCAAGCAGGACCGUGCCAGCCGCACCUACGAGCUGCAGAACCAGCUGGCUGCCUGCACGCGGGCCCUGGAGAGCUCAGAGGAGCUUCUGGAGACGGCCAACCAGACCCUGCAGGCCACGGACAGCGAGGACUUCCCUCAGGCUGCCAAGCAAAUCAAAGAUGGUGUGACGAUGGCGCCUGCCUUCCGGCUGUCGUUGAAAGCCAAGGUCAGCGACAACAUGAGUCACCUCAUGGUGGACUUUGCACAGGAGCGCAGGAUGCUGCAGGCACUCAAGUUCCUACCUGUGCCCAGCGCCCCUGUGAUUGACCUGGCCGAGUCCCUGGUGGCAGACAACUGCGUGACCUUGGUGUGGCGCAUGCCGGACGAGGACAGCAAGAUCGACCACUACGUGCUGGAGUACAGGCGGACCAACUUCGAGGGCCCGCCCCGCCUCAAGGAGGAGCAGCCGUGGAUGGUCAUCGAGGGCAUCCGGCAGACGGAGUACACCCUGACCGGUCUCAAGUUUGACAUGAAAUACAUGAAUUUCCGUGUGAAGGCCUGUAAUAAGGCAGUUGCAGGCGAGUUCUCCGAGUCGGUGACCCUGGAGACACCAGCGUUCAUGUUCCGCCUGGACGCGUCCACAUCUCACCAGAACCUGCGGGUGGAUGAUCUCUCCGUGGAGUGGGACGCCAUGGGCGGGAAGGUGCAGGACAUCAAGGCUCGCGAGAAGGACGGCAAGGGGCGCACGGCCCUUCUCCCUGUCACUCACAGAGGCGUCCCGUCUCCCAAGAGGAUGCCCUCCGGUCGUGGGGGCCGGGAUCGCUUCACGGCCGAGUCCUACACGGUGCUGGGGGACACGCUGAUCGACGGCGGGGAGCAUUACUGGGAGGUGCGCUUCGAGCCGGACAGCAAGGCGUUCGGCGUGGGGGUGGCCUACCGCAGCCUGGGCCGCUUCGAGCAGCUGGGCAAGACGGCCGCGUCCUGGUGCCUGCACGUCAACAACUGGUUGCAGGCCAGCUUCACCGCCAAGCACGCCAACAAGGCCAAGGUGCUGGACGCGCCCGUGCCCGACUGCCUGGGCGUGCACUGUGACUUCCACCAAGGCCUCCUGUCCUUCUACAACGCCCGGACCAAACAGCUGCUGCACACUUUCAAGGCCAAGUUCACACAGCCACUGCUGCCCGCUUUCACGGUGUGGUGCGGUAGUUUCCAGGUGACGACGGGCCUGCAGGUCCCCAGCUCCGUGCGCUGCCUGCAGAAGCGGGGGAGUGCCACCAGCAGCUCCAACACCAGCCUCACCUAGGCGCCUGGACCGCCCGCCCCGCCCGGCUGAUCCAGAGGGGGGCCCUCCCAGGCCUCGGGUGUUUCAGCCAGCACCCUUUCCUCUCUUGCUGCUUGGAGCCUUAACUCCUGCGGGGGUCACCACUGGGGAGCGGCGGGCCCCGGGGCGGGCCCUCCUCCCCAC
Messenger RNA from Panthera uncia (snow leopard), 1650 nucleotides. RefSeq names its product fibronectin type III and SPRY domain containing 1 (gene FSD1). Lineage: Eukaryota; Metazoa; Chordata; Mammalia; Carnivora; Felidae. The transcript is spliced from 13 exons. The coding region runs from base 1 to 1488 and encodes 495 amino acids. Gene Ontology annotation, molecular function: protein binding. The record is from RefSeq and is a predicted model, not a curated record.